Messenger RNA from Silurus meridionalis, 3598 nucleotides. RefSeq names its product BCL2 binding component 3 (gene bbc3). Gene Ontology annotation, biological process: positive regulation of apoptotic process; positive regulation of release of cytochrome c from mitochondria; intrinsic apoptotic signaling pathway. Gene Ontology annotation, cellular component: mitochondrion. The transcript has 4 exons. The record is from RefSeq and is a predicted model, not a curated record. Lineage: Eukaryota; Metazoa; Chordata; Actinopteri; Siluriformes; Siluridae. Bases 384 to 920 code for a protein of 178 amino acids.
CUUGUUACGGGACACGCAGAGACACAAAGGGCGUGGCCAAAAAAAAAAAAAAACCCAAACACGAGCUUUUCGCGCGAGUGCGCGCGAGCUCAUGUCAUUAUUUGAAGCUCGACUUUCGGCGCUCGACGCGACACCAGGCGCGCGGUCACGUCGCGGGACACGUCAGAAACCACUAUUGCGCACCAUGAACGGAGUUUAGUACGUAGUUCGAGCGGAUCGCGAGGAGAUAUAAGGAAUAAGCGUGGUGUUGAUUUUUUUUUUUUACGCGGAAAGACCCGAGUGCAAAAAACAAACCACCGAAGUGUCCUGUCGACGACACACACGCACCAGCACUGGACUGAUAUCUACACACAGACACACUUUCACCGCCGCUUUUCUUUGCCAUGGCACGGCCACAUCCGAAUAGUAGGGUGGAUGGUCAGAGCCCUGUGCAAACUCAGACCUGCAGAAUGGAGGUACUUCGGCCCAUCGGAAGCCAGAUUCUGCCAUCCAGACAACGACGCAGGACAGUGUCUACUCAUACCAGCACUGCAUCAGCACCUGUUAUCCCUACACAGGACACCGUGAGCACGGAGUGUCCCCCCCAACAGGAAGGUCCACUAAGAGAUAGCUCAGGAACUGAGCAGGAGAGGUCAUGUCCCAGCAGGAGGCAGCAGCCCUUGCCCGAUCUCCUUCCCGAAAGCAGUAGCUCCUCAGGACAAUCAAGCCGGCGUGGAUCUGGGGCUGUUGAGGAGUCUGUGGAGGAGGAACAAGUGGUGGGCAGAGUGGCUAUCCAGUUGAGAACCAUAGGAGAUGAGAUGAAUGCUGUUUACCUGCAUAGAAUGAACGAAGGCGCACAGUGGCAGAACUGGAGAGGCCUGUACCGUGGCCUGGUCGCCUUCCUAUCCGACACAAUCAGCACCCUCUACCAGCUCAGAUAAACGGACGGGUAUUUGGCACUGCAGGGGGGGGUGCCGGCGCUCCCUAACACAGUCUCUAAUCUACUGCACUGGCUCGGGGACAUUUCUGCAGGCCCAGAAUGCACUGUGGAGUUUUUUUUUUGCUUUCUUAUAUGUUUGUGUUGUUUCUCGGUUGUAUAUGUUGUAUAUUUUUUUCCUGUCUCUUUUGGGAGGAGCUUCAUGUAGCAAGUGACUGAAGUGUGUGUCGGUGUGGGGGCAUGGUAAAGGGGAGAAAUGUUUGUGGCUGUAAAGAUCUGUGACGCUGUAAAGCACAAUCGGUUGGAUAUGUUUAAUUUUUUCGGGAAAUUAAGUUUUUGUUUUUGACCAACCUGAAGGCCUGGGUACUCAAAGAAUCUGAUGGGUCAACAAAUGUGUCAAAAAAAAAAGCAUAUUUAGAGAGUGGCCAAUUCAUGAAUAUAGAUCAUUCAUGGUUAUGAUCUAAAAUACAUUUGCGUUUUUUUUUUUACUCUAAGCCUUGUGUUUACACUAGCAAGAAACAGAACAAUAUGUGAUUGUUUAUUUUCUACAUAAGCAUGCAACACAGAUGUGCGUGCUGAAACAGGGCAGCAUUUAAUGCAAUAUUUUUUUCAGUGCUAUGCAAAUAAGCAAUUACAGUAAAGUGACAAAACAAAAAAUGGAUCAGAAGCAUCCUGUGCCACAUGCUUAUUUGUCCUGCAAACCUCUCUUUUUUAAAUUUCACUUCUUGUUUCCCUAUUCAAUCAUUUUCCACUCGAAAUAUUAAGAAAAAGCACAAAUUCAAUUCUGGCGGUCUUAAAUACAAUAUAAAAUACACUCAAGGGAGAUAAAUGGGUGAGAUGCAUACAUUUUAAAAUUUUACAAACUGUACGCAACAACAGUGCCUUGCUAGUGUGAACACUGGGUACCAAGUAUGACAACCGUUUUAAAACCAAAUGCCAAAAUUCAGUCUAUCCAGGUCUUCAGAAAGCACUAAUUGGAAGGAUGGGUUGUACCUCAGGCACUGAAAUGCUGUAUCUGCUCUUAGCUGCCUUACAGAACAAUACUGUGUUACAGCACAGGAAAAAAAGGCACUAGUAAAUGAGAUGGUCAGGUGACUGAGACAGACAGGCCUUUCAAAACCACACACUUCCUCAAAAGCGAACUCAGUGUGGUGAACAUGCCUUACAUCACCCUUUAAAAACCUACAUGUGCUUGAUUUAGCAGGGGCAGUCAGUGAACGGUGUUUUGGGUGGGGUGGGUGGCGGGGUAAAGGGUCAGUGCCUUGGUGCUCCCACCUGUACGUACACUUUGGAACACAACAUUCACCACUCAUUUCAAAGAAUGAUCACCUCCAAUGGAGGCACUAGAAUUGUGGCCGGAAGCCGCGUGGACCCACCAGACCACAGGCUAUCCAAAUGGCUGGGUAGCAGUGUUAAUAUUUGUAAUGAACUUGUAUGUACAUAAUUUGGGAGAUAAUGGCAACAAGCAAGAGAUGGAAGGAACUGUCCGUUCUCAUCCCGUUGUAUCGUGUAUAUUUUGGGGAAACUAAAGUACUUAGCAGUUCCUUGUUUUUGUUUGAAAACUGUUUGCCAGAUUCACAUUUCCUUAAACGUUUUAUGGACCAAUGCAGGGAGGUUAACAAAAUCCAAGAACUAGAUCUAAAUGUUCGCCGAAUUAUUUCGAUUUGGACAUUUUAAUUGCGUCAAGAUUUUAAAACAGGAUUAGUGUAUUAACAUUCCCAUUGAAAAUACUAUAAAUACCUAUUCUGAGAAACAAAGCAAUUGAUUUAUUUUUGUCCCUUUUUUUUAUGCUUGGUCCUUAGUGAGAAGUAGAGACAUAGCUAAUGUAUUUGGUUAAAAAUGAUAAGCUACUGCUGUAAACUAAAGUUAUUUUCAUGAAUUAUUUGGAAGAUUACUUUUAUGUCCUAUAAACAAGGCUUUUAAAGAUCAACCAGAUUGAACGAGCAUGGAGAUAAAGUUUAGUUCUCUGGGAAACACACUGUAUGUAUUUAUAUUACCAUUUGUUUUGUAAAAAAAAAACUUUAAAAAACCCCAAUAAAACUACAAAGAAGUAUGAAGCAAAACAUGCUAUGUUUAUUUCUGCUGUAAUUUAAAUUUUCAUGUCUUUUGCUGCAAUAAGAUUAUAGGAGAAACUGAGCCAGACCCCCAAACUUGAAGACAAAAGUUUUGAUAUGUAGGCUCAUUAAAAGGUAAUCCUCUGGGGCCUUCAGUUAGAUUGCUUGCAUGUUGCCAUUGUUCUCACAUGGAGAUCAUAGCCGUGUAUCUAACAAACCGCAUACGUGAUGUCUGUGGGUAAACCAUGUGAAAACUGUUAGCACUCUCCUUUUUUGGUCCUCUUUUUUUCACGUGGGUACUGUACUGUAUUUCUGAGCAUACUGAGUACCAGCGGUCUGUCUUGUGACUGCCUGUCUUAUGAUUUCCUGUGUAAAGCUGUGGCAUAUACCACUUCCUGUGGACAGUGUGUGUGGCUUCUUGUGGAUAGGUGUAUUCUCUGAUGCACUCUCUCCCUAAGGGAAAGGCCUUAAGUGUGAACUGUGAUCAUCACACUAUGCUCAAGCUUAUGUCAAUCUCAUUUUCUAGCCUUGUAUAUUUGCUGUUUGGACUUUUUUCUAUAAAUUUUCUAUAUGAAUUUUGGUAUGUUUUUUCCCCUUUGCCUUUUUAAAAUAAAGAGAAAUAUGACUA